AUGGCGGCGACUACUGCUAACCCCGAAAUGACAUCAGAUGUACCACCUCUGGGUCCGGCCAUUGCCUCUGGAAAUGCUGGGCCUGGGAUUCAAGGUGGAGGAGCCAUCGUCCAGAGGGCUAUUAAGCGGCGACCAGGAUUGGAUUUUGAUGAUGAUGGAGAAGGGAACAGUAAAUUUUUGAGGUGUGAUGAUGAUCAGAUGUCUAAUGAUAAGGAGCGAUUUGCCAGGUCGGAUGAUGAGCAGAGCUCUGCGGAUAAGGAGAGACUCGCCAGGGAAAACCAUAGUGAGAUUGAACGGCGACGACGGAACAAGAUGACAGCCUACAUCACAGAACUGUCAGACAUGGUACCCACCUGUAGCGCCCUGGCUCGGAAACCGGACAAGCUCACCAUCUUACGCAUGGCCGUUUCUCACAUGAAGUCCUUGAGAGGAACUGGCAACACAGCCACCGACGGCACCUACAAGCCGUCUUUCCUCACUGAUCAGGAACUGAAACAUUUGAUCUUGGAGGCAGCAGACGGCUUUCUGUUUAUUGUCUCAUGUGAGACAGGCCGGGUGGUAUACGUCUCUGACUCAGUGACCCCAGUUUUAAACCAGCCUCAGUCUGAGUGGUUUGGUAGCACGCUGUAUGAUCAGGUGCACCCAGAUGAUGUGGACAAACUUCGUGAGCAGCUUUCCACUUCGGAAAAUGCGCUGACAGGGCGUAUCCUGGAUCUGAAGACUGGAACAGUGAAAAAGGAAGGUCAGCAGUCUUCCAUGAGGAUGUGUAUGGGCUCAAGGAGAUCGUUUAUUUGCCGUAUGAGGUGUGGCAGUAGCUCUGUGGAUUCAGUCUCCAUGAAUAGGUUGAGCUUCGUGAGAAACAGAUGCAGGAAUGGACUUGGCUCUGCAAAGGAUGGGGAACCUCAUUUUGUGGUGGUCCACUGCACAGGCUAUAUCAAAGCCUGGCCCCCAGCAGGUGUCUCACUUCCAGAUGAUGACCCAGAAGCUGGCCAGGGGAGCAAGUUUUGCCUAGUGGCCAUUGGCAGACUGCAGGUAACUAGUUCUCCCAAUUGUACAGACAUGAGUAAUGUUUGUCAACCAACAGAGUUCAUCUCUCGACACAAUAUUGAGGGAAUCUUCACUUUUGUGGAUCAUCGCUGUGUGGCUACUGUUGGCUACCAGCCACAGGAACUCUUAGGAAAGAAUAUUGUAGAAUUCUGUCAUCCUGAAGAUCAGCAGCUUCUAAGAGACAGCUUCCAACAGGUGGUGAAGUUAAAAGGCCAGGUGCUGUCUGUCAUGUUCCGGUUUCGGUCUAAGAACCGAGAAUGGCUCUGGAUGAGAACCAGCUCUUUUACUUUCCAGAACCCUUACUCAGAUGAAAUUGAGUACAUCAUCUGUACCAACACCAAUGUGAAAAACUCUAGCCAGGAACCACGGCCUUCACUGUCCAACACGAUCCAGAGGCCACAGCUAGGUCCCACAGCUAAUUUAUCCCUGGAGAUGGGUUCAGGGCAGCUGGCACCAAGGCAGCAGCAGCAGCAAACAGAAUUGGAUGUGGUACCAGGAAGAGAUGGACUAACCAGCUACAAUCAUUCCCAGGUUUCUGUUCAGCCUGUGACAACCACAGGGCCAGAACACAGCAAGCCCCUUGAGAAGUCAGAGAGUCUGUUUGCCCAAGAUAGAGAUCCAAGAUUUUCAGAAAUCUACUCCAACAUCAGUACGGAUCAGAGUAAAGGCAUCUCCUCCAGCACUGUCCCUGCCACCCAACAGCUAUUCUCCCAGGGCAACACAUUCCCUCCUACCCCCCGGCCGGCAGAGAAUUUCAGAAAUAGUGGUCUGGCCCCUCCUGUAACCAUUGUCCAGCCAUCAACUUCCGCAGGGCAGAUGUUGGCCCAGAUUUCCCGCCACUCCAAUCCUACCCAGGGAGCAGCCCCAGCUUGGACCCCUAGCACCCGCCCAGGCUUCUCUGCCCAGCAAGUGGCUACCCAGGCUACAGCUAAGACUCGUUCUUCCCAAUUUGGUGUAGGCAGCUUUCAGACUCCAUCUUCUUUCAGCCCCAUGUCCCUUCCUGGUGCUUCCACUGCGUCACCUGGUGCAGCUGCCUAUCCUAGUCUCACCAAUCGUGGAUCCAACUUUGCUCCUGAGACUGGACAAACUGCAGGGCAAUUCCAGACACGGACAGCAGAGGGUGUGGGUGUCUGGCCACAGUGGCAGGGCCAGCAGUCGCAUCAUCGUUCAAGUUCUAAUGAGCAACAUGUUCAACAACCAUCAGCACAGCAACCUGGCCAGCCCGAGGUCUUCCAGGAGAUGCUGUCCAUGCUGGGAGACCAGAGCAACAGUUACAACAAUGAAGAAUUUCCUGACCUAACUAUGUUUCCCUCCUUUUCAGAAUAG
This is a messenger RNA of Rangifer tarandus platyrhynchus (Svalbard reindeer), 2373 nucleotides long. The record is from the annotation of a GenBank genome assembly. Lineage: Eukaryota; Metazoa; Chordata; Mammalia; Artiodactyla; Cervidae.